Neoarius graeffei (lesser salmon catfish) is the source of this 3733-nucleotide messenger RNA. It is a transcript of the gene mcph1, whose product is annotated as microcephalin 1. Gene Ontology annotation, biological process: mitotic cell cycle. The coding region runs from base 215 to 2386 and encodes 723 amino acids. The transcript is spliced from 15 exons. The record is from RefSeq and is a predicted model, not a curated record. NCBI's taxonomy places the organism in Eukaryota, Metazoa, Chordata, Actinopteri, Siluriformes, Ariidae.
UCUAUGAAGAAGAAAGUGCAAACGUAACAACCGCGAAAACGUGCUAUAGGGAAAAUAAACUGUCCGUGACACUGAGAAAAACAGAGAAACAGUAAAUGUCCAUUAGCGCCUCGUCAUGGCUUCUUCACUGAGUAAACCGUGGCUGUUUAAAUAGCAGUGACAGCGGAGUUCUCUCUAAAGCACUGUUAAGGGUUGAAGACUCCUCAGUCCAACCAUGACCCCAAAAAAGGUUCCUGUUGCGGUACUCAAAGAUGUUGUGGCGUAUGUGGACGUGUGGUCCGCCAGUAAGACGGAAAAUUACUCCGAUCCCUUUAUUCAACAACUUCGGGAUAUGGGAGCUCAAGUGUGCAAAACCUUCAACAAACAAGUCACCCAUGUAGUGUUUAAACAUGGCCAUCAGGCUACAUGGAAUAAAGCCAAGAAAAUGGGUGUGAAAAUGGUGUCUGUCCACUGGGUGGCCAGGUGCAAAGAAAACGGUGAACAUGCUGACGAAGACCUUUACCCCGCUCACAAUGAGGAGUCGCAGCUUAAUCACUUGAAAAAGAGAACACACCGAUGCAUGCAACCCAGGGACGUUCCUCCAAGCACCCCGAAGCGCUUAAAGAAAAAGCUGGAAAAAAUGAUGGAAAAACUAGUCCGGUCUUCUCCCAUAGUUACAGAUACAGAAACCUCUCCGUUCAUUAUCGAUGAGGAGAACGGCAUAGUGUACAGUCCCUCUUCUAGAAGGGCUGACACCAUGGCUCAGAGGCUGAGGGAGAUGAGAGAGCAGCGGGAGAACCUCUCCCCUACCGCUUCUCAACAGCAAGGCUCACCAAUGGAUGACUCUACAAGGCCAUCUCUUGGGAACACGCCCACAGACUUCAACAUCUUGCUAAUGGAAGAAGAAGAAUCUCCAGGUUGUUUGUCACGUGCCAGCGAGAGAGAGAAAGGAGUGAAAGAACACCACGAAAAAAUCUCGACUAAUAGGAUCAGCUCUUCGGGCAUGAAAGAAGCAGUCCCAUCACCGGAAAAUAAAACACGAAGUAGAUCUUGUUCUGGAGUGAUACAACAGCCUUCUUUAGAUUAUGUACAUACAGUAUCAGCAAAACAAUCAGCUUCACAUUUUUUAUCCGAGCCUAAAGCUAGAGCACCAGAAGAACCUAGACAGUCAUCAGGCAAUAGGGAAAAAUCCCAAAUCCGUUCGUCUUUGAGCAGGAUGAAAAGUGGAGGAAGCCAAAUCCCACAAGCUACAGAAGAAUUAAAGAGCGACAGUGACUCAGGUGAUUGGGAUGAAACACGUUUCCCAAAAUUUGCUCGUUCACUUAAAAGCAGCGACCUGAAAAUUCAGAAGGCGCGUCGUAAAAACAAGCAAACGGACUUUGACGCUCAUAACGAUAACGACGACGACGGCGUGUUUGACGACUACUUCACUUCAGCCGACGACGCACCAAAGCGGAAGGUCCCGGUCAUGCACUCAGCUUCUGAAGCCGAGCGUUUACCGUCUUUUGACCUGGAGCCCUUGAACAGAUCGAGACGGAAGAGCCAUUCACAGGAAAUCGGAAGCAGAAACAGAAAAUCGAAACCUUUAAAUGACGGAGGGAUCACGGAGGCAUCAGGCCUGCCAGAGGAAGAGUUGUCGGCCGCGUCUGUGGGUGCAUCUCUUCCGGUUCCCGACCAAGAACCUGCUGCAAAGAAGCCGAGGACGAGAAUCAAGCAGAACUCGAUUUCAGAAAGCACACAAAGUAAAAGCACUUCAGAUGGGCUCACUGACAGAUGUACUGAAUUGUGUAGCGACAUGAACACAAAACGGAUUGUGAAAAUGGAUAAGUACAUGAAGAAGAAUAGAACGUUAGUAAUGACGAGCAUGCCAAGCGAGAAACAGCAGACGGUCAUCCAGGUGGUGAAGUCUCUGGGUGGCUUCACCGUGGUCGACACUGUGUGUGAGAGCACGACGCAUGUGGUGUCAGGGAGUCCACGACGCACCCUCAAUAUCCUGCUGGGCAUCGCACGAGGAUGCUGGAUUCUCUCCUUCGAAUGGAUCUUAUGGUGUCUGGAGCACCGGCAGUGGGUUCCAGAGGAGCCGUAUGAACUAUCUGAUCACUUUCCUGCUGCACCGAUCUGCCGGUUACAGCAGCAUCUUUCGGCCGGAGAGCACCAGCAGGAUCUGUUCCAUGAGCAGCCGCUCAUGUUCGUGUCAUCGCUGUCUCAGCCACCCUGCCACAGUCUCACGGAGCUCAUCCAGCUGUGCGGGGGCGCCGUGUGCAGGAGCGUUCGCCAGGCCAGCAUCUGCAUCGGGGAAUACAAGGGCAAAAAGCCUGAAGGGACCAAGUGCCUAUCGGAACAGUGGAUUUUGGAUUGUGUGACUCAUCAUGUGCUGCUCCCAUAUGACAACUACAUUCUGGAGUGAAGGCAAAGCGUGUUACGGUGACAUUUUCCUGUGAAUAGAAUGCUGUAAAUUUGUGACGUAUAUAACGUGUACCAUAUGUAAGUUUGUAGGUUGUGUGCGUUUCUGAAUAUUUUAUAAGUGUUUGAUGUUUUCAAUAUUAGAUACUGUCUAAUAGAACUCUUAAAUAAAAAAAAAAAAAGUCAGGAUUUGAUUCAUAGCCAGGGAUUGAUUUUGAAUUCAUUUACGAGAACAGAAAUCGGAGCCAAGCUUGGGUACGAUCAUUUAAUGGAAAUGUACAUCAUAACACAACAUAGUGGCUAGUAAUGAUUUAAAGCAGACUGCUUCAGCAAGACGUGCAGUCAUUUCAGUGGUAUGAAAUGUAUUUCUUCACUCGCUGACUGCUGGAGGAAAGCAAAACUCGACUGAACCUGCACAUGCUGAUCGUUCUCCAGGGGUGCAAAAGUCUCGUUGUUGUACUUUGUUACUAGAUUGAAUUAUUUUCUCUCUAUAACAUGAUGUGGUGUAAAAAAAAAAGUUUGUGCUAUGUAUGCAGAGACGGAGUCAUUCUUCACACUAGGCUGCUACCCCUUACAUACACUACCGUUCAAAAGUUUGGGGUCACUCUGAAAUGUCCUUAUUUUUGAAAGAAAAGCACUGUUCUUUUCAAUGAAGAUCACUUUAAACUAAUCAGAAAUCCACUCUAUACAUUGCUAAUGUGCUAAAUGACUAUUCUAGCUGCAAAUGUCUGGUUUUUGGUGCAAUAUCUCCAUAGGUGUAUAGAGGCCCAUUUCCAGCAACUCUCACUCCAGUGUUCUAAUGGUACAGUGUGUUUGCUCAUUCAGUGCGUUUACAUGCACAUAGAGAAAAUCGAAUUUCUGCCGUAGCUUGACUGAAAUCGAAGUUCUAAAUGCGAUGGAAACACCUUAGCUCAGCUGAAAUCAAACCGAACUGGAUUUCUCGUAAUCGAGCUACGCGACCUAGAUUAUGCGAUUGUAGCCGAGCUACUUAGUGCAUGUAAACCCUAUCGAGCUACGUAGUCGAGCUACUUACUUCAGCACUGCCCCUUCCGGAAGUGACGAGACCACAAGCGGGAAACACAACAGCCUCGGUUGGCAUGACAACAGUAGUAGAAACGUGCACUUCUGGAGCAAUGAGGAGAUAGAGUUCAUGCUCAUUCAGCUUAAGGAGUUGAAUACAUAUAUAUUAGUGCUGUCAAAAAUGUCGCGUUAUUAACGCGUUAACUUGACUCAAUUUUAACGGCGAUAAUUUUUUUUAUCGCGAGAUUAACGCUCUGUGACAUGAUGCCACGCCCCGCACAGCCAGAGUCCUCUGCCCUCCCCCGAAGAGCCACGGUGCUCGGCUUAGGUU